AUCGGCGGUGGGUCCGGCAGCCGAAUGCAGCCCCGCAGCGAGCGCCCGGCCGGCAGGACGCAGAGUCCGGAGCACGGCAGCCCGGGGCCUGGGCCCGAGGCGCCGCCGCCGCCGCCACCGCCGCAGCCGCCGGCCCCCGAGGCAGAGCGCACGCGGCCUCGGCAGGCUCGGCCUGCAGCUCCCAUGGAGGGAGCCGUGCAGCUGCUGAGCCGCGAGGGCCACAGCGUGGCCCACAACUCCAAGCGGCACUACCACGAUGCCUUCGUGGCCAUGAGCCGCAUGCGCCAGCGCGGCCUCCUGUGCGACAUCGUCCUGCACGUGGCCGCCAAGGAGAUCCGUGCGCACAAAGUGGUGCUGGCCUCCUGCAGCCCGUACUUCCACGCCAUGUUCACAAAUGAGAUGAGCGAGAGCCGCCAGACCCACGUGACGCUGCACGACAUCGACCCUCAGGCCUUGGACCAGCUGGUGCAGUUUGCGUACACGGCUGAGAUUGUGGUGGGCGAGGGCAACGUGCAGACUCUGCUCCCAGCCGCCAGUCUCCUGCAGCUGAAUGGCGUACGAGACGCCUGCUGCAAGUUCCUACUGAGUCAGCUCGAUCCCUCCAACUGCCUGGGCAUCCGGGGCUUUGCCGAUGCGCACUCCUGCAGCGACCUGCUCAAGGCCGCCCACAGGUACGUGCUGCAGCACUUCGUGGACGUGGCCAAGACCGAGGAGUUUAUGCUGCUGCCCCUGAAACAGGUGCUGGAACUGGUCUCUAGCGACAGCCUGAACGUGCCUUCGGAGGAGGAGGUCUACCGAGCCGUCCUGAGCUGGGUGAAACAUGACGUGGACGCCCGCAGGCAGCAUGUCCCACGGCUCAUGAAGUGUGUGCGGCUGCCCCUGCUGAGCCGCGACUUCCUGCUGGGUCACGUGGAUGCUGAAAGCCUGGUGAGACACCACCCUGACUGCAAGGACCUCCUCAUCGAGGCCCUGAAGUUCCACCUGCUGCCCGAGCAGAGGGGCGUCCUAGGCACCAGCCGCACGCGUCCCCGGCGCUGCGAGGGGGCCGGGCCUGUGCUUUUUGCUGUGGGCGGCGGGAGCCUGUUUGCCAUCCACGGAGACUGUGAGGCCUACGACACGCGCACCGACCGCUGGCACGUGGUGGCCUCCAUGUCCACGCGCCGGGCCCGGGUGGGAGUGGCUGCGGUGGGGAACCGGCUCUAUGCUGUGGGCGGCUAUGACGGGACCUCAGACCUGGCUACCGUGGAGUCCUACGACCCGGUGACUAACACGUGGCAGCCGGAGGUGUCCAUGGGCACGAGGCGAAGCUGCCUGGGUGUGGCCGCCUUGCACGGACUCCUGUACUCGGCCGGUGGCUAUGACGGGGCCUCCUGCCUGAACAGUGCCGAACGCUAUGAUCCCCUGACCGGAACGUGGACGUCCGUCGCUGCCAUGAGCACCCGGAGGCGCUAUGUGCGAGUGGCCACGCUUGAUGGGAACCUGUAUGCUGUGGGCGGCUACGACAGCUCCUCACACCUGGCCACUGUGGAGAAGUAUGAGCCCCAGGUGAACGUGUGGUCGCCCGUGGCGUCCAUGCUGAGCCGCCGCAGCUCAGCCGGCGUGGCCGUGCUGGAGGGUGCCCUGUACGUGGCAGGGGGCAACGACGGCACCAGCUGCCUCAACUCGGUAGAGAGAUACAGUCCAAAGGCUGGAGCCUGGGAGAGCGUGGCGCCAAUGAAUAUCCGCAGCCCCUCCCCCGGCAUCCCUUCUUGCAGCCAGGGGCUCACCCCGCCUUCCCCCCAGGAGCACGCAUGACCUGGUGGCCAUGGAUGGUUGGCUGUACGCCGUGGGGGGUAACGAUGGUAGCUCCAGCCUCAAUUCCAUCGAGAAGUACAACCCGAGGACCAACAAGUGGGUGGCUGCAUCCUGCAUGUUCACGCGGCGCAGCAGUGUGGGUGUGGCGGUGCUGGAGCUGCUCAAUUUCCCACCGCCAUCCUCGCCCACGCUGUCCGUGUCCUCCACCAGCCUCUGACCCACCCACCACCAGAGGCCUGCAGCCUCCCACAUGCCUUAAGGGGGCCGUGGCCCCCACCAGGGACGUCCUGCACCAUCCGUUUACGUCUCUGCGUCCAUUCUUUCAUGUUUUUAUUUAGUUGUUUAUUUAUUUAGUUAUUUAUCUUAUUUAUUGAGGGGUGAGCAGUGCCGCGGCCGCCCGUUUACACCUUUAGCGUCUGGCCCUCCUGCGUGUCCUCCCCUCCACUGCCUGCAUGGGGGACAGCGGGGAGUGACCAGGCAGGGGCCUCGCCACCCCAGGGCCAUUGCCUGCUCAGACCCUGCAGGCUGCGGAGCAAGAGGCCCUGGGUCUCUCCAAGCAGCUGCAGACCCCAGCUCGAAUUUUGUACACAGCGGGGUCCCAGGAAGGGUGGGGAGCAGGUGUCCUUCCUGUCGUCGUCUGCCAUGUGCCAUCUUUCCUGGAUCUUGUAGUGGGUGCACACGUGUGCACUGGGACCCCACACAGCAAUACGAGCCCAACUUGAACAAUAAACACAUUUCUGGGGCUCCUCA
This is a messenger RNA of Pongo pygmaeus (Bornean orangutan), 2544 nucleotides long. RefSeq names its product kelch like family member 17 (gene KLHL17). The record is from RefSeq and is a predicted model, not a curated record. Lineage: Eukaryota; Metazoa; Chordata; Mammalia; Primates; Hominidae. Bases 25 to 1794 code for a protein of 589 amino acids. The transcript is spliced from 12 exons. Gene Ontology annotation, molecular function: protein binding.